UGAAAUUCAAAUUUGAACAGAUGUUUGCUUUGUACCGAGGUAGUGAGGAGGCUUGUACGUGAAGCGACACCUCUGUGUGCAACUCAAGUUAAUUUAAAAAAAAUAUCUUACCCGGCGAAUACGGGUGAUUCUCCGGUCAGAAGCACAUUACGACUGUUACGGGGAGGAAAUGGACCCCUUUACUGAGAAACUGUUGGAGCGCACACGCGCCCGUCGGGAGAAUCUGCAGAAGAAGAUGGCUGAGAGGCCCACAGCCGCCAACAGACACAUGGGAAAACGUGUACGCGAGCCGCUGGCUGUGAGCAACACCGUGACCGAGUCAGCCCCUGAGAAUGCCCCUCCCUCCUCCAAGCCUUCUCCCUCCAAACGCAGGUGCUCCGGUGACACGGAACUGUCCAAGGCAGAGGUGGAGAACGUAGAGCCAGUGGCGGUCUCUUUGGGGGCCCCUGCCCCUCAGGAUCCGCCCACAGAUCGGAAGCCCCCGCCCGGGCCCUCCGCCACCCGCUCUGUCCCCUCUCUGGAGAGGAAUGUUUCACAGCCUGCUGCGAAGCUGGAGAGGAAUGGGGAUGCAGGCCAGCUGACCUCUGCCCCAGCCCAGGGGCUGGUUAGGGGUGCCCACCCCCAGAGCACUCCUGCUGGGCCCGCGGCUAUGAGGUCCCGCCUUCAGAAACUGGCUGAACAGAGGCAGUACUGGGACACUGAUGAUGUGAUCCCAGACAGCACCCCUGCGUCCCCCCCUGAGACUCAGAGACAGGAAGUGACCCCUGCCCCCACCCCGACAUCCUCCGACACGCCAGUGGGGCGGAGGGGCCGGCUGGCCAACCUCGCAGCCACCAUUGGCUCCUGGGAGGACAACCUGGGGGCACCGAGAUUGGCGCAGAGAGACAAUGCACAAGCAAAGCCUGGUACCGCCUGUUUACCCGCCUCGCGCCACAGAGCCGCCGGCGUCAGCGCUCAGACCGGCCUCGCGGUACAGCGCCUGCAUUCCGGCCAGGCGGCUGCAAGCAAGCCCAUUAUCGCUGGGCAACAGCAGUCGGCCUCUUCGCCGGCUAAAGUGAACGUAGCAGCUCAGCCGAGUCCCCAGAAGGCUCAUUGUUCAAACCUCAGGCCCACUCCGCAGCCGGGUCCCGCUGCUCCCUCCGCGUCCCCGUCUGCUGGCCCCAGGGCCGCCCACCUCUCCAGCCCUCAUAAAGCAGGUGCGGAGGCUGCUGCUGGACUGCGGCAGCCUCCUUCUCAGAGUCCCCAGAAGAGCCAGAUGCCUGCUAGAGACCUCGGCUCAGGAAGAGACAUCCAGCCAAGCCCUAAGAAACCCGAACUGCUCGGCAAGCCUCUGGCGACGGUGUCGUCCGCCGUCCUGCUCAGGGAGACCACGCCCUUGCAGGCAAAGACCCCAUCUGGAGCUCAGAGUGGACCGGGGGUCAAGUCCUUCCUGGAGCGUUUUGGGGAGCGCUGCCAGGAGCGUUCUGCCCAGAACUCUCCUUCAACUGCCGCAGGUCAGAAGACCCCAUUGCCGGGGCAGUCGGCGACUCCCAGGACCCGGCUGAUGCAAGAGAAGCUGAAGCCCACUCCUGUGGUCACCGCCACGGCCGACCUUGCCCAGAAGCAGAGGCUGGAGCGAGAGAACGAACUAGCGCAGCUGCGAAAUCGCUUCCAGAGAGGGAACGUGCAGAAGCCGAGCGCAGUGGCCAGCGCCAAGCAAUCGACACAGCCAACAGAGAGCACUGUUAUGCCAAUUGAGCCUGAGGAUAGGCCAACAGCGCCCCCUGUGGUGACACUGAGCACUGCGGCAAAGUCCUGCUCUGCAGAGUCGCUUAUUGAGACGGCUGCUUCCAGCCCGUUAAAGACAGCAGAAAUUUGCUCUAAGAUGUCUGAUGACAACCAAGAAGCCUCCAUGGGGGAGCGGGAGGUCGACAUGGUCGUAGAUGCGGGGAACAGUUCAGAGGUCAUCAACAAGCUCUUCGACGGCGUCCUGGAGGAGAGCGAGGAUCACGGCGCUGAGAAUGAAGAGGAGGAUGAAGAUGAUGAAGGAGAUGAAGAUGCCCUGAACAUCUCCUCCAUGUCGCUCUUGGCCCCCCUGGCAGAGACGGUCGCUGCUGUCGUGAAAAGCCCUGAGCUGAAGCUGCUGACCUCCACCCCAGCAAGCUCUUUCCGAGAGAAGAGCAAGACCCCUGAUAGUGCCCGGCGGGCCGAGAAGCUGCAGAGGGCCCGGGUGCGGCGUACCCGCUCGUCUGAGAGCUUGGACAUUGCCGAAGACGAGCAGAACCUCCCCUACAGCAUCGACGCCUACAGGUCCACCAGGGUCAAGGAGACGACCCGGCCGCACGUGAAGCAGGUGAUCGUGCGCAAGGAGGAUGUGAAGCAGAAGGCAUCGGAGACGGAGCUAGCCACGCCCACAAACCACGUCAGCGUCAAGCAGAAGAUCAAGGACCUGACCAAUGAGAUGAACCUGCAGCAGACAGUGAUCCACCAGGCCAGCCAGGCGCUCAACUGCUGCACGGACGAGGAGCACGGGAAGGGCUCCCAGGUGGAGGCCGAGGCCGAGAGGCUGCUGCUCAUUGCCACUGAGAGAAGAGUGGCGCUAAAAGCCGAACUGGACCGGCUGAGGGUGGAGGGCCCGAAGAAGGGCCCGGGCUCCUCUAGAGCAGCAGAGGAAGGCACCAUCUCCGCCUCAAAGGGCUCCAUCACGCUGAUGGAGCUGCGUCUCCCCCUGAAGGCCGACUUUGUCUGCUCCGCCGUCAGCAAGCCAGAGAACUACUACUUCUUCAUCAUGAUCCGGGCGGGAGCGGAGAACACAGUGGCGACCCCUCUGGCCAGCACCCGCAGCGCGCUGAGCGGGGACGCCCUCACCUUCUCUACCAAAUUCACACUUUCCAAUGUCACUAAUGACUUUGAAAUUGACGUGGAAGUCUACUGUCUGGUGCAGAGGCGUGAACUGUGCUCUGAGAAGAAGAAGAAGCCAAGCAAGUCAAAGGCCAUAACUCCCAAGCGUCUCCUGACCACCAUAACCAAAAGCAAUCUUCAGACUCCAGUGAUGGCCAGCCCAGGCGGCCCCAAUGCAGUCCGCACCAGCAGCUUUGUCCUUGUGGGCUCCCACAAACUCUCACUGGCUUCCAUUGGAAAGAACAAAUUUCCCCUGGAGAAGAUCAGUCAUGAAGAAAGUGAGAUAGAGUUUCUUGGUGACAUGUUUCAACACAAGGUCCCCUUCCUGUGUCCCCUGGAGGGACACGUCUACCUGAAGCUGCAGUGUGAGGUUGGCUCACAGGUGGAGGAGAGGGGCUUCCUGACGAUGUUCGAAGAUGUCAGUGGCUUUGGGGCCUGGCACAGGAGGUGGUCCGUUCUCUCGGGGUACUGCAUCUCAUACUGGACCUACCCAGACGACGAGAAGCGCAAGAGCCCCAUCGGUCGGGUCAACCUGGCGAACUGCACGAGCCGGAAGGUGGAGCCAGCGAACCGGGAGUUCUGUGCCAGACCAAACACCUUCGAACUCAUCACCGUUAGGCCCCAGAGGGAGGACGACAAAGAGACGCUGGUCAGCCGGUGCAAGAACACCAUGUGUGUCACCAAGAACUGGCUGAGUGCAGACACCAAGGAGGAGCGCAAUCUCUGGAUGCAAAAAUUGAACCAGAUUCUGGUGGAUCUCCGCAUGUGGCAGCCUGACUCCUGCUACAGGCCUGUUUAAGUCUGCCACCUGGUGUUUGGGAGGGCAAAUGACAUCCUUACACACAUGUCCCCCUGAUUUGUCUUCCUGACUUAACUUUAAAAUGACCUUUUUAAAAAAACAUUUAUGUGCAAUAUAGUAUCUAGGGAAUGCUUAUAUGUGCUAUUUUUAAGAGAGAUUAAGGAUCCAGGAUAUUUAAGGAUCCAGGAAAAAAAUUAAGUAAGCUAUUCAUUUUGGCUGUUUAACAGGAUGUCUCAGUUUAUAUGCUGCUUGUAUGGUUGUACCCUUGGAUUACCUAACGUUUUAGACCUGCUAAACUGUUUUUUAUUAGAUAUUCCAAGAGAGUGUUCAUAUGUUUUUAUCAAGAGAUUUGUUUUUUAUUGUUUUACUUCACUAGGUUAUGACUAUUCCCGUUGAUGCAGGUCCAUUCCUACACUCCAUACAUACUUAGCUUGUGUGUUAAUUACACAAAUAUCUUUCACUGUGUUUGAAUGGGACAGGCUAGUGUUAAUGACACUGAAUUUUAAGUUAAAGCCUCGUGAAAACGUUUUGGAGAAGUUAGUUAGCCGAAAGCCCUUUUGCUGUGGUGAAACGGAAGCAUUUAACAUCCUACAGUUUGCUGAUAAGUCGCCUUUAUUAUUGUUUGUAUUAUGUAUGUGUUUGUAAACGUUUGUCUGCCUCAUGGUUAAAUGUUGAGGCAUCUGGGAAUACAAUGCUGAUGACAGCCCCAGCUACGCUGGUCUUCAAUAGCACUCUCCUUAAUGUGGCAUGAGUCUGCCACACCUUGCAUACGUAUAUAUAUGCAUGUGUACACGCCUUUGUCGUAUUAUUCUAACCCCUUGUUUACAUACAUAUAGCCUUUGCCAUUAAUGUAUUUGCUUAACAUAAGAACCAUUUGGCAAGUAAGGAAAAUGUGUUUUUGUUUUUUUUUUUGUUUUUUUUUAUAAUAUUUCCUGAUUUUUCCCUAUCGUCCAUUUUGAAUACAGAAUGCAGAUUGCUGUAGUGUUUGGACUCUGACAACAUGCCAAAGUUACAGAUUAAAUGAACACUUCACACUUCAGCAAUAUUUUCUAAAAUGUUAAGACUCCAAUAAAUGCCAGUUUUAACUAUU
This is a messenger RNA of Paramormyrops kingsleyae, 4769 nucleotides long. RefSeq names its product anillin, actin binding protein (gene anln). Gene Ontology annotation, cellular component: actomyosin contractile ring. Lineage: Eukaryota; Metazoa; Chordata; Actinopteri; Osteoglossiformes; Mormyridae. Gene Ontology annotation, biological process: septin ring organization; actomyosin contractile ring assembly; mitotic cytokinesis. The record is from RefSeq and is a predicted model, not a curated record.